CGACUAUAAAGUGACGGAUUCGCUGAUAACGAUGUUAUUGUCUGAACGCAGAUUAGGUCCCAAAUUGUACGGUGUGUUCGCCGGCGGACGGCUCGAGGAGUAUAUUCCGUCCCGAAACAUGACAUUCCCUGAGUUUAAGGACCCGGUGUUUGGGAAAGCUAUCGCCAGGAAAUUUGCUGUCAUUCACAGGCUGGAUGUGCCCAUCAAUAAGCACCCGAACUGGUUGUUGGAUACCCUGGACCUGUGGGCGCAGACAGCUAUCGACUACCACACGGACCCAAACAACUCACUAAACAUACAAAACCCUAAACUGGAGACCGAUUUAUACGCCUUUGACUACAAAUCUGAGUUAAAAUGGUUGAGACAACUGCUCACAACAUGCGGAUCCCCUCCAGUCUUCUCCCAUAACGACCUCUCGGAGACCAAUGUCUUGAUUCCGGACGACAGCACCGCCUACGCGGACGGCAUAGUGUUCAUCGACUUCGAGUGGGCCCACUAUAACUACCGGGGCUUUGAUAUCGCCAACUAUUUCACUAAAUUCAUGUUUGACUUCUCGACGCCGGAGUACCCGAGGGUUCGGUGCGAUCACAACGCCUAUCCCAAUGACUACGAGAAACGGGUGUUUAUUAGGGAAUACAUCAAACACUCAAAGGGUUUGACUUGUGAUAAGCAAACCGAGGAUCAAAUGGUGAAAGAGGCCGACUAUUUCGCACUGUCAGCUCACCUAUUGUGGGCCCUUUGGUGUCUCAAUAAAUGCCAUUCCUCUGGAGUGCAAACAUUUGGGUUCAACACAUUGGAAAGGUUAUCGGGGUAUGUCCACAACAAAGAUUACCUGAUGGCAACUGCCCAGUUGUAUGCCAUUCCUUACACACAGUUUGCAGCGCUUGUAACUAAAAGACUAUUUCAUUGA
This is a messenger RNA of Oppiella nova, 910 nucleotides long. Lineage: Eukaryota; Metazoa; Arthropoda; Arachnida; Sarcoptiformes; Oppiidae. The record is from the annotation of a GenBank genome assembly.